AUUGUGAGCCUAACAAAUCACUUGCCGAUGUGGAUGACAUAUCUAAUAAGUUCUUGAAUAUAGUGGUGCCUUUGGGCAAUUAUCGGUGUUGCAACAAGUUAGAGGAGGCGUUUGUGCCGAUUAGGAUGCUUGAUUUAAAAUAUAUUUUUCUUUUCUUUUUGAAAUUACAGAAUCUUUUUAACGCCUUGAUAUGCCCUUUAUUGAAAAUUGAAAUUGAAAUUGAAAAUAAAAAAUAUAAAGUGUAGCUGGUGAAAACACUAAAAAGUGCUCGUUUUUCUGUUUCCGAUCCAUGGCGGGGAGGAAUCAACCGCCGUACAGGCCAAGAGGAGGAGUCAACUUUUCCUCUUCUUCUUCCAGAUCCUUCCAUCCUUCCCGCAACUCAACCAAAAAUGUCAAUUCAGAAGAACGGAAGAAGACAAGCUCUAGCAAUUGGGACAACAAAGCCGCCAUUAAUGGAGAUAUUGAUGAUAUUCAGAAUUUACCUUCCUUAGUUGGAACCUGCCCUUUCAUGUGUCCUGUUGAGGAGAGGGAAAAGCGAGAGCGGCUGCGAGACUUAGCUGUGUUCGAGAGGCUAUAUGGAAAUCCUGCCAAAUCAUCACCUAGCCUUGCUGUUAAAAAGUUCUGCAGGACUAUAUCUGGAAAGACUCUGCAAGAUUCUGACGUGAGGCCUCUCUCAGUGUUGGAAGACACUUUAAGUUAUCUGAGUAACUUGCUGGAUUCCACAGAGCAUCCCUUUGAGGUGGUUCAUGACUUCAUCUUUGAUAGGAUGAGAUCCAUUAGACAAGAUCUAAGCAUGCAAAAUAUCGCUUGCAGUCGAGUGGUCUCUAUGUAUGAGAGAAUGGUUAAAAUUCAUAUAAUAUCCCAGCAUAAGCUUAGAAGAUGUAGCGGUUCAAGUAUUUCUUCGCUGUCAUACCUCAACAUGGAGCAGCUUACUAAAGCAUUGGCGACUUUAUUUAAUCUUUAUGAAGCAAAUCGAACUUCAGAAUCUAUCUUUGAAAAUGAAGCUGAAUUUUUUUCAUUUUAUGUGCUUCUCCACCUUGAUUCUAAAACCCAAGGAACAGGGGAGACACUAUCUUUAUGGUUCCGCCGUGUUCCUUCUCACAUUAUGAAGUCAACAGAAAUGAAUUUUGCUCGGAAGAUCUUGAGAUACUUUAAAUUGGGCUUCUACAAGAAAUUUAUCCAUAUAACAGAGUCCGAAGCAUCCUACCUGCAGUAUUGCAUUAUUGAACCUUCUAUCAGUGAGGUUCGAGCACUAGCUAUUUCCUGUGUGAAUUAUGGAGGAUACAAGCUUCAGCCUUUUCCCCUGGCGGCUCUUUCCAAGUUCCUAAUGAUGAAGGAAUGGGAGUUAGAAUCUUUCUGCAAUGACAGUGGCCUUCAGACCUCCAUCGAUGAAGAAGGAAAUAGUUGCUUGCCUACCAAGCAAACAACUCUUAUCCAUCCAAAAGGAGGGUUGCACAAGUAUUAUCCUCUGGAGUCAGAACGGUUCGAUAGUACAUAACUCUGAAGAAGGGAGUAACUGGAUUUCCGGGCCAUAGUGAUUACCUGCUCACUUGCUUUUGCUAUGCUCGAAAUCCGUAGUUGACCAACAUACAUUUUUGAAGCUUGGGAUUUUGGAUCCCAUCUGUCCAAGCCUUGGUGGAUAGUAUUACCUAGUACCUGCACUGGUGGGAGGUAGGAAGUACCCCGGAAUUAGUCGAGGUGCACACGAGCUGGCCCGGAUACUACAGUUAUAAAAAAAUUAAUUUUUCACAUUCUUACGAACAAAGUGAUUACUGUAUCUUGAUCCUCAGCUAAGAGCAGAAAGCAAAAUUGUUGCAUUCUCGGAACUUGAUGGUUGUUGCACAUACAGUGCAGGCUCUGCCUGCUCACUGCGUGUGAGCACGUGAUUUUUGCCA
Molecule: messenger RNA, 1895 nt
Organism: Nicotiana attenuata
Lineage: Eukaryota; Viridiplantae; Streptophyta; Magnoliopsida; Solanales; Solanaceae
Product: SAC3 family protein C
Exons: 9
Coding region: 290-1498 (402 amino acids)
Biological process (GO): mRNA export from nucleus
Cellular component (GO): cytoplasm; nucleus; transcription export complex 2
Source: RefSeq, a predicted model, not a curated record